CCAGCCUACCUGAUACCUUCCCUUAUUCCGAUUCGCCGUUAUGUUACAAAAUUAUCGUUGAGUGAUAGUAGUGAGUUUUAGAACGGUUAGUGAUAAUUAAAAAACAUAAAUUAAUAGGCGUUAGAUCGGGCAGUGAUCAUUUCUUAAAUCAAUCUUAAAAUAAGCACCUAAUGAAUUUCGUUUUUCUUAUUAUUUGAAGAUGUCAACGAGUGACAGAAGAGAACACGUGAAAUACCUGGAGGAUGUUGGACUGAAUAUUUACUCUAAGACUGAUCGAAGGCCAGCACAAAAACCCCCCCCAAAAGUAAGAGGGAAGCAUUUUUCAAACCUAGAAUAUCUGGUGGAUGGAUCUCUCGUAUGGUUAACGCCCAAAAAUUUAAAAUCAUUUCCAAGCAAGACUUACGAUGCUAGAAUUGACUCUAGUUACUUUGAGCAAUGUUUCAUAACUGUGAACAAACUGGGGGAAGGCUCCUUUGGUUCUGUAUACAAGGUUAUCUGCAAAGAUGAUAAGAAGUUCUACGCUAUGAAGGUUUCGAAGGAACCUUUUCGAAAUGACUGGGACAGGACUUCAAAAGUGAAUGAAGUAGAUCUGCACACCCUUGUUUCUGGACACCAGAACAUUGCCACGCUGUAUAAUGCCUGGGAAGAAGACAGGCAUAUGUAUAUGCAACUGGAAUUGUGUAAGCCAGUUGUGGACAAUGAAGAGCCUGUAUCUGAGUACAAGUGCUGGGAAGUACUGAUCGACAUUGUAACAGCACUGGAUUGUCUCCACAACUUGGGAAUGGGACACUUCGAUGUCAAAUUAGAAAACAUUCUCUGUGGCUACGAUGGACUUUAUAAACUAUCAGAUUUUGGCUUAGUGUAUCACUUUGAAAAGGACAAACAGAAAGUACCAAAAGAAGGGGACGCUAAAUAUAUGGCUCCCGAACUACUGAAUUCAGCAAAAGAAUUCACAACCAAAGCAGACAUCUUUAGCUUAGGUAUAUCGAUCUUGGAAUUAGCUGGGAAUUUGUCUCUCCCAACAAAUGGUGAGGUAUGGAAGGCCCUGAGGGAUGAUACCUUCCCACUGACACACACUCAACGUAUGUCAGACGAUCUCUUUUACCUUCUGACAAAAAUGAUGUCUUCGGACUCGUCUCUGAGACCAUCGGCAAGUGAUAUAUUGCAAAUGCCUAUUGUCAAAGCUGCUAUACACAAAAGAAAGAUGUUCGGAGGUAUUUGGAUGCUGAAAGACGUCACCCACUCCAGCAAUGAUGUCCUACCCUACAUGACUAUCUGGGCGGUUUUCUCACUCUUGGUUAUCCUCAUGGCACGUAACUUAGCCAAGCCUUCGGUUGUUAACUCCGAUAGUGCUAUGGAAGUUGAUGACUUUACCUCACCCGGUAAUGUCUCAUUUUCUGGCUUUAUGAUGGGGAAACGUCAGAUCCGAGAACAAAGCCCCAUAAGCUCUUUCGCAACCAGCACGCCUUUUGCUAUGCCAAAUGGACGGAACUGCAAGGUACCGAGGUUGCUCAAUGGAAGUACUUCGCUGGGUAGCAGGGAAGAAUUGUCUUUCACCAAUGACAGUUAUGCUGAAACAUCUUCCCAGGUGAAUACUCCGUGCACCAUGAAUAGAGCGAGGAACAUGGCAGAUACCACAAGUGGGUAUAUAUCUCCGUGCAGUAGUAUCAACUUUGGCCAGGACUUGACCAGCUUUAAUCCAUCCAUGAUGUCCUUCGGCGUAAGUCCGAUUCGACUGAGUCAAAGACAGAAGGAAGCUGUGAAGGCCAGCAAGAGGCAGCGGAUGAUGGUCCCCAGAAACUUGAGUAAGCAUUUCGAAGAUGAGGAUAAAGAUGAGGAGAUGAAUUGAAGAACUAUACAACUUGUAUUUCAUCCACUGCAAUUUUGUUGACUAGUCAUUGAACCAAACCUUGUAUAGUGUAAAUGUUGACCUAUGGAAUGUCGAUUAAGGUUAUUAGAGAUAAGAAAGCUUGAUGAAUUGAUGAUCUUGUCGACUUUCAUAUGAUUACUACUUUUUAUCUUCCAUACCAUUUUAACAUAUCAACUUGAAAAGAGUUCGUGAUCAGCAUAUUUGUACAUUAUAAUGUGUGGAUAAAAAGUUGUAACUUUUAGUGUGAAUGUAAAGUUUUAUUUAAUGUUUAUGUUUUUAGUUACCCAGUGUGAUGAGAUACAAGGUAUUUAAAGUACAAAUUUAAUGUGAUUGAACUGUGUUUGUGUUGUUAAGUGUUUUUUAUUGUGUCUAAUAAUUAGGCACGAAACACUGAAAGGUCUGUGGGUUGGGUUAUGUUUGUUAUAAAUCCGUAAUAUAAAAAUCAAUUGUUGCCCAGUUCCUGUGCCCAUCCCGUCUUUUUGGUGUUUAAUGUCCCUAUGAAACUUUCAUAAUUUCUAUAUAUUAUGCCUGUAACAAAUUCUAUUCCUGUUUGCUAAUAAUAACGCCAAAAUAAAAAUACAUAAUUGGAAUUUCAUAUCUGGAACGCCAGCUUAUAUACU
Molecule: messenger RNA, 2490 nt
Organism: Homalodisca vitripennis (glassy-winged sharpshooter)
Lineage: Eukaryota; Metazoa; Arthropoda; Insecta; Hemiptera; Cicadellidae
Product: membrane-associated tyrosine- and threonine-specific cdc2-inhibitory kinase-like
Exons: 11
Coding region: 200-1849 (549 amino acids)
Biological process (GO): protein phosphorylation
Molecular function (GO): ATP binding; protein kinase activity
Source: RefSeq, a predicted model, not a curated record